Molecule: messenger RNA, 1047 nt
Organism: Drepanopeziza brunnea f. sp. 'multigermtubi' MB_m1
Lineage: Eukaryota; Fungi; Ascomycota; Leotiomycetes; Helotiales; Drepanopezizaceae
Molecular function (GO): catalytic activity; molybdenum ion binding; pyridoxal phosphate binding
Source: RefSeq, a predicted model, not a curated record
AUGUUGGAGAGUUUGAAUCCCUUCGCCAGCCCCGUCCCGGCAUUGGCCCACAGCGAAGUAUCAGAGCUGCGCAUCUAUCCCAUAAAAUCAUGCCGCGGUAUCUCGGUCAAGAAAGCCUACGUCACACCACAAGGGCUGGAUAUGGAUCGCCGGUGGAUGUUUGUUGAUGCUGAGACGAUGAAAUUCAUCACGAUCCGCGACAUCUCGGAAAUGACCCUCAUCGACACUUCCUUCGCAUUCCCUGGCUCGCCUGGUGCCGAACAGCUCGUAAUCUCGAUCCGGAACACCAAUAAGAGGGUCACCCUACCCGCGCGCCCAACUCCAUCUUGGCUCGAGCAGAACACCACUCUCUGCACGGUAAAUAUCUGGGAAAGCGACACGGACGGCUACGUCUACGGCUCAUCGAUAAACGACACGUUUACCGAGUUCUUCCAUAAGCCCGUGAAGCUCGUCUACAAGGGUCCCACGCCGAGGAUCUUACGAGGGAACGGGGCUCCGGAGCAGCUGGGCCGAGUAGAGAGCACGAAUUUCCCGGACGUCCUCCCGGUGCUUGUUGCGAACGAGGCGAGUCUGCAGGAGCUGAAUGGGAGACUGAGGGGGAAAGGGCACGAGGAGAUUACCAUGGAGAGGUUCAGGCCGAAUAUCGUCGUUCGCGGAGCGUCUCCUGCGUCCUCGUGCACGGGAGCACCAGCGCCGUGGUCGGAAGAUACUUGGAAGACGAUCCGCUUGUGCUCACGAGAUGAAAAGCCUAAGACGCGAGUCUCUUCGAUGUUUGGAGGCGGUGCGACUGCAUUAUUGGAUAUUGAUAUACAGGCCCGAUGCGCGCGAUGCCAAGUCCCGAAUGUGGAUCCGGAGACUGCGGUGAAAGAUAGGAAGGAGCCGUGGGAUACGCUGGUUAGUUACCGGCGCGUCGAUCCAGGGAUCAAAUGGAAGCCUUGUUUUGGGAUGCUGGGAUGUCCGCGAAGCGAAGGUGAGGUGAGCGUCGGGGAUGGGUUUGAAGUGCUGGGUGAAGUGAAGGGGGAACAUGUCUAUAUGAAAGGCUUUUAA